This is a messenger RNA of Nannospalax galili (Upper Galilee mountains blind mole rat), 4389 nucleotides long. It is a transcript of the gene Slc7a11, whose product is annotated as solute carrier family 7 member 11. Gene Ontology annotation, biological process: amino acid transmembrane transport. Gene Ontology annotation, cellular component: membrane. Lineage: Eukaryota; Metazoa; Chordata; Mammalia; Rodentia; Spalacidae. The record is from RefSeq and is a predicted model, not a curated record. Gene Ontology annotation, molecular function: L-amino acid transmembrane transporter activity. The transcript is spliced from 12 exons.
GGAAGCUGAGCUGGUGUGUAAUGAUAGGGCAGCGGCGGCGGCUGCAGCAACUCUGGCAGCUCAGGGAGGUGGGGGAGGCCGGAGCCCGUGCCACACAGGUGCUCCAGAGGCGUAAUUAGAUAGCUCUGAAGGCUAAAAUAUACCUCUGAGUUUUCACCUGUGAACACAAAAGCGCUGAGAGAGACACAGAAAGCAAAGACGAAGAGAGACAGCAUAGUGAUCAGUUACACCUAGAGAAACCAAAGUUGAAAGUUUGUUUUUUCUUCCUCUGUUUUUAUUUUUUCUCCCCCCUGUUGUGGCACUGCCAUGGUCAGAAAGCCAGUUGUGGCCACCAUCUCCAGAGGAGGCUACCUACAGGGCAAUGUGAGCGGGGGGCUGCCCCCCAUGGGUGGCCAGGAGGCACCUGGGCAAGAGAAGGUGGUGCUGAAAAAGAAGAUCACUCUGCUGAGGGGGGUCUCCAUCAUCAUCGGGACCAUCAUCGGAGCGGGCAUCUUCAUCUCCCCCAAGGGCAUACUCCAAAACACGGGCAGCGUGGGCAUGUCACUGACUGUUUGGUCUGCCUGUGGAGUAUUGUCACUGUUUGGAGCCUUGUCCUAUGCUGAACUGGGAACAAGCAUAAAGAAAUCAGGUGGUCAUUACACAUACAUCCUGGAGGUCUUCGGCCCAUUACUAGCUUUUGUCCGAGUCUGGGUGGAGCUACUCAUAAUACGCCCUGGAGCAACUGCUGUGAUAUCCCUGGCAUUUGGACGUUAUAUUCUGGAACCAUUUUUUAUUCAGUGUGAAAUUCCUGAACUUGCAAUCAAACUCAUAACAGCUGUGGGCAUAACUGUGGUGAUGGUCUUAAACAGUAUGAGUGUCAGCUGGAGUGCCCGGAUCCAGAUUUUCCUAACCUUUUGCAAGCUCACGGCAAUUCUGAUAAUUAUAGUCCCUGGAGUUAUACAGCUAAUUAAAGGGCAAACGCAGCACUUUAAGGAUGCCUUUUCAGGAAAAGAUGCAAGUCUAAUGGGGUUGCCGUUGGCUUUUUAUUAUGGGAUGUAUGCCUAUGCUGGCUGGUUUUACCUCAACUUUCUUACUGAAGAGGUAGAAAAUCCUGAAAGAACCACCCCACUUGUGCUUUGCCUCUCUCUGCCUGUAGCAAGUUUGGCCUAAAUUGUUUCAUUUUAUUCCACUUUCUGGGGAAGCAUUAAUUUGCUUCGUUCUUUCUUUCACCAGACCUUCUCUGAGCGGCUGCUGGGAAAUUUCUCAUUAGCAGUUCCGAUCUUUGUUGCCCUCUCCUGUUUUGGCUCCAUGAACGGUGGUGUGUUCGCUGUCUCCAGGUUAUUCUAUGUUGCAUCUCGAGAGGGCCAUCUUCCUGAAAUCCUCUCCAUGAUCCAUGUCCGGAAGCACACUCCUCUGCCAGCUGUUAUUGUUUUGCAUCCUUUGACAAUGAUAAUGCUCUUCUCUGGAGACCUCUACAGUCUUCUGAAUUUCCUCAGUUUUGCCAGGUGGCUUUUUAUUGGGCUGGCAGUUGCUGGGCUGAUUUAUCUUCGAUACAAACGCCCAGAUAUGCAUCGUCCUUUCAAGGUGCCACUCUUUAUCCCAGCAUUGUUUUCCUUUACAUGCCUCUUCAUGGUUGCGCUUUCCCUGUACUCAGACCCAUUUAGCACUGGGAUGGGCUUCCUCAUCACUCUGACUGGGGUCCCUGCCUACUAUCUCUUCAUUAUAUGGGACAAGAAACCCAAGUGGUUUAGACGAAUAUCAGACAAAAUAACAAGAACAUUACAGAUAAUACUAGAAGUUGUACCAGAAGACUAAUAAAUUAUGAAUAUAAUUCAUCGAAAUCUUGGCUAUAGGCCCAAGGACAGAGAUGGAUCUUACUUCAAGGAAACAACUUGGUGAUGGACUGAAAGAAUCAGUUAUUUCUGUUCAUAUUCUUUGGUGUAUUCAAACCAGUUUCUCAGAAACUUAGUUAUAACUCCAUGUACUUGUAGAAAGCUAAUAUGUAAAUUAUUCCAUGAGUUCACACUGUUCUUGAGUUUGAUGCCUUCCUGUCAGGCCAGGGAAAAGACUUCUUUACAAUAUUUCUUAUCAUGACUGAGAAAGUUUAAAUUGAAGAACAAGAUGUUUUCUGUAUAUUUGGGUUUUGUAAACAUACUUUUACCUACUGUAUAUGUCUAUACUAUGAAAAAUGUUUUCUAUUUUUAUGAAAAAAAAUCAUAGUGCGGCAAAAAGGAUAGGAAAAAUAUUUUACAUUGACAUUGUAUUGCUUUCUCUUGGAAACCAACUUGGAUAUCACUCAUCAUUCAAUGGAUUAUACCCAGAGCAUUGGAACAAAAGCUGGAUGUGUGUGUGUGUGUGUGUGUGUGUGUGUGUGUGUCUGUGUCUCUCUAUGUGUCUCUCUCUGUGUCUCUCUAUAUGUCCCUCUGUGUAUAUGUGCCUGUGUGCAUGUGUAUAUAUAUGUGUGUGUAUUGCUGGGGCUUGAACCCAGUCCUUUGCACAAACUAGGCAAGCAGUCUACCACUGAGGUACAUCCAUACCUAGGUCCUAAUUUUCCUGAACACAUAAAGAAGGCUUGCUAGAGUUAUUGUUUAUGAGGCAACCCAAGGACUUAUGUUUGAGUGAAAAUCCUUAACAAUUUAUAAUGUUAAAUAUGUUUUUCAUUCACUGUCAGAAGCUUCUGUGUUCAGUGUGUCGUUUUGUUUUCAUAGUAUUCAUUUGGUUGGGAAAAUGAGUACAGCUUGGUAUGACAUCCACUUAUGAACCACCUCUGUAGUAAUUUACUGCUUCACGAAUAAACUUGCUUAAAUCUUCACAUGACGAUAUAAAUAUGGGAAAAAUUGCCAAUAAGAAAUCCCCAAAUAUUAAGCUUACCUCUAUAACUAUGUGUAUGUGCAUUGUUAGUAACUCUGAUCACUCUUCUUUUUCUCUAAGGUUGUUUUUACAUGGUAAUGAUCUUUGAUAGUUUGUGUCUUUCCUUUACAGUCUGGUUAAAAUAUGGUUCCAGGUGAACUAUUUGGAUCAAUUAGGAAAGGACACAGAUUGACAUAAAAACUGUGGAAGAAACGGUAUUGAUAAAUAAGAUUUACAGCAGAUUUAAAAAUUUUUUCUACUUCUGAAUUUAAGCUCCUUCCAUCACUUUCUCACCUUAGAUAUCAUUCAACUUGCAAAGGAGCUAACUAAGAAUAAUGUAUUGGAAGGGGAGUCUGUCGGCUGUGUGCUCACAUGGGUGUUGUUAUGCCGGUGCUAGAGAACACUAUGGAAUUUUCAAACGAGAUUAAUAUAAUGGUGAAAAUUGUUGACAUUUGUUUGUACCAUCCAAGGAUGAAUUGCUCAGCACGACCACAGUAAAUUUCAUCUCCUAAUUUUUUUUCAUUCAAAAAUAAGAAAAUUUCAAAAAUUAUGCUAAUUAAAGUCAUUAAAUGUUCAUAGAUAAUUGCCCAAAAUAGAAAUGAUAAUUUUUAAUUUUGAGCAAUUCACCAAUUUCAAUUAUUUUGUUUUCAGUAACAUGUAGUAUGUACCCAUGGUUGAGUGUUGUUUUUUAUCAAACCUAGUGUUUAGUUUUCUAAGUAAAUUUGUAACAAUCUGGGGGGGGGGCUUUUUUUUACUGACAUAGGCUUUUCAAAAUGUUAUUUGUAGUCUCUAGUCCCAAUAUACACUGUUCAUUUUGUUCAUAUUUUUCACUAAUAUAUAUUGUUAGAGGUGAUGUUUCUAUUACUGUCUAGACUCAUAAGAUCCAAAAGAGCAGGUUCUUCUUGAACUAUUUCUUAUAAAAGAUGGAAUAACUCAUCCUGGAAAGGAUCUGCAGCUCUUGGUUCUCCCUGAGGCUAAUGUCCUCCUUCCACCAUGGCAGAUUGAGCUCAAUCUUCAGUGUUAAAGCAUCUUUAAAUGCAUCAUUGUGCAGGCUAGCAAGAAUGCACUUCAUUCUUCUCCCUCUCCUUUCAAAAGGGUUUUUUAUAUUGUUAAAUUUGUAAUGCCAUUAUAAUGCCACUUUAACCAAGCAAACACCUCAGCCAGUGUCUCUUUUCAAAAGCUGUUGAUUGAGUUGUCCUUCUGCUUAUUUUGAGGGUAUACCAUAAGAAGACUCAGAGUAAUUCAUAGUUAUAGUUUUUAUUUAAAAUGAUAGUGUGCAAGGCUUAUUCUUGCCGAGAAACUAUCCUGUACAUUUGUAUAUGUGUGUCUUUAUAUGAAAUAACCCUUUUCUCAUAUCUUAGAUUGAUAUACAUAUGCAUGAAUGGAAGACAUGUGAAACAUCGUACCAGUGUAUUUGAAUGUUACAUCAACCUAUAAGUUAAUUACUAUAACACACAAAUUCAGUCAAAACAGUUUAAGAGAAAUAAUAUUCUACUUUCAAAUAUUCUUUGCUUAAUACCUAAAACCUCAAAUAUAUGAUUGUGACUUUUAAAGGUCUUG